CAUUUCAAGCGCUGCCAGUGAGGGUCAGUGAGUAAAAUGAGUUCUACAAACUCCCUCGAUUCAUACUGCGGCGUUACAGCUGAUAAUAAAGAUGAAAUGGUGAAGGAAAUUGCCAAAGUAAAGUCCGAAAAGAUGGCCUUACUCAAGAGUGUAGUUGCAAUGAUGAAGAAAAGAGGAAUCCAGUUCUGGUUGGAUUCUGGGACACUUCUUGGAGCUUACAGAAAUGGRAAAAUGAUUCCMCAUGACUUUGACAUUGAUCUCUCCGUCUUUGGAGAAGAUGACUUGAACGCUGCUCACGAGGUUCUCGAAGCAAUCAAGCCAGACAACUACCACGUCAGAAAAGGACAUCAUAAUCCCGAUUCAGUCAAAGUGUGUAAGAAAGUAGAGAUCUUCAAGGAGGUAAACGGUGGUUAUAACUGCACCCAUCCAAGUAAUGUAUCCAUGGAUAUCAUCAUGUACGAUUACGCAGAUGUCAACAGAAGUCUUAUCAAGACAGAGUACUUUGGCUUUAAUUUGGAAAAGAACCGAUACAAACCUGAAUGGCUUUUCCCUCUAGGAAAACUGAAGUUUGAAGAUAUGGAACUUCCGGUCCCCAAUGACCCUGAAGCCUGGCUGACAGAACAAUAUGGCUACCUUGGACCAGACUGCUACUACGACGAAACCGUGCACAAGUACCGGAAACGGCCCGCUGCAUGGUGAUAUGAAAUAGAUAGAGCAAAGAAUACGGAAUCAUAAUUAUAGAUUUAUUGCAAUUAAUUAACACUGGUAAAGAAUGCUCAUCUAGGAGGGUUUUUUUUCACGCCUUUCAUAAGCUCGUGGCGACUGCGCAAUAUUUAUCAGGAGGGAAG
This is a messenger RNA of Exaiptasia diaphana, 848 nucleotides long. RefSeq lists its product as uncharacterized. NCBI's taxonomy places the organism in Eukaryota, Metazoa, Cnidaria, Anthozoa, Actiniaria, Aiptasiidae. The transcript is spliced from 4 exons. Bases 37 to 699 code for a protein of 220 amino acids. The record is from RefSeq and is a predicted model, not a curated record.